Messenger RNA from Ananas comosus (pineapple), 1974 nucleotides. Its product is annotated as putative flavin-containing monooxygenase 2. The transcript is spliced from 7 exons. Lineage: Eukaryota; Viridiplantae; Streptophyta; Magnoliopsida; Poales; Bromeliaceae. The record is from RefSeq and is a predicted model, not a curated record. Gene Ontology annotation, molecular function: NADP binding; flavin adenine dinucleotide binding; N,N-dimethylaniline monooxygenase activity.
AUGGAGAAGAAAAGGGUGGGCAUAAAUGGAGCCGGCGUAAGCGGCCUCGCAGCGUGCAAGCACGCGAUCGACAAGGGCUUCCGCCCGGUGGUCUUCGAGGCUGAGCUGACGAUCGGCGGCGUCUGGGGUCGUACAAUCGAGUCGACGAAGCUCCAGGCGCCUGCAUCGGCCUACCGGUUCUCCGACCUCCCCUGGCCGUGAAAUGUCACGGAGACAUUCCCGAAUCAUGAGCAGGUAAUGGAGUACAUCUUAUCUUACGCGCGCCAGUUUGGUCUUUUCCAGCAUAUAAAGUUCGAUAGCAAGGUGGUCGGAAUCGAGUUUGUUGGACCGUCGUAAGAGGAGAUCAUGGGCUGGGAAUCGUGGGCCGGAAAUGGUGAGGCCUUCGGGUGCGGCGGCACAAAGGGAACGUGGCUUAUCACUACGCAGAAUACGAAAAACGAGGAUUCUAAGCAGAUUUUUGAGGUGGAUUUUGUGAUCCUCUGCAUCGGACGGUUCAGCAGAGUUCUGAACGUGCCGAAAUUUCCGGCGAAGAACGGGCCGGAAGUGUUCGAGGGAAAAGUUCUACACUCCAUGGAUUACUCCAGCAUGAGCAAUGCCGACGCCGCCGAGCAGAUCGGAGGAAAACGCGUCGUGGUGGUCGGCUCGGGUAAAUCGGCAUACGACAUUGCGGCCGAGUGCGCAAAAGCAAAUGGAGCUAUUGGUGCAAUUGAUGGAACACUUAUUCGUGCUGUUAUACCUAAAGAAGAUCAAAUUCCAUAUAUUGGUAGAAAGCCUUACCCAAUGCAAAAUAUAAUGGUUGUUUGUGAUUUCAAUAUGGUGUUCACAUUUGUUGUUGCCGGUUGGCCGGGAGCCACGCAUGAUGCACAAAUUUUUACUACUACUUUGAAUAACUAUGGUCAUAUAUUUCCACAUCCUCCUGAAGGUAAGUAUUAUCUUGUAGACGCAGGGUAUCCUAAUAUAAAAGGAUAUCUAGGACCUUAUACUGGCGGAGAUGUGAGAUAUCAUAUUCCUGAAUUUAGACGUGGGUCUCAACCACGAGGUUAUAAAGAAGUGUUUAAUCAUGCACAUUCAUCCUUGAGGAAUGUUAUUGAACGAUCAUUUGGUGUACUUAAAGCACGGUGGCGUAUAUUACAAAUGAUGCAAGUAGAGCAAGCGGUCGUGAAGCCACGACAGAUAAAGCGCCAUUUCCAGCCACUCUGGUUCCAACAUUGGGAGAUCCGGGCUUCCUUAUUGCAGAUGUUCGAGAAGAUAAUCGGGAAUAGGAGAUGGGCGAUCUCAAGAAUUAUAGAAGCAUACCACACGCGAAAAAUCCCUAUGGAAAAGCAUGGAAUGGUGCCUGAGUACAGCUUCUUUCGUGCAAUGUCAUCGUGCUUGAUUGCAAUGCUACCUGAAGGUUUUUACAGUAGAGUUGAGGAAGGAAGCAUAGUUCUCAAGAAAUCUAAGACCAUUAGAUUCUCUGAUCAGCGUGGCGUGCUUUUGGACGGCGAGGAUGAGCCGACGAUUGAGGCUGAUGUUGUGAUUUUUGCCACUGGAUUUAGUGGGGAUCAGAAGCUUAGAGAUAUCUUUGUGUCCCCUUGGCUCCAAAAGAUAGUUGUAGGGCCAUCAAACAGGACAGUCCCUCUUUACAGAGAAUGCAUUCACCCUCGGAUUCCACAGUUGGCGAUCAUCGGGUACUCCGAGAGCCUAACCAACAUAUAUGCGGCGGAGACGAUGUCGCGGUGGGUGUCGCACUUCCUCGGCGGCAGAUUUCGGUUGCCGAGCGUAAGGUGCAUGGAGAAGGACGUAGCGGAGUGGGAGAAGUACAAGAAGCGUUACAACAUGAAGUAUUUCCGCAGAUCAUGUGUAAGUAGAGUUAACAUUUGGUACAAUGAUUUGUUGUGUCGGGACAUGGGGUGUGAUCGGAAGAGGAAGAAGGGGUGGUUUGCAGAGUGGUUCGAGCCCUAUGGACCUGCUGAUUAUGCUGGUCUUCACUGA